Molecule: messenger RNA, 1413 nt
Organism: Hibiscus syriacus
Lineage: Eukaryota; Viridiplantae; Streptophyta; Magnoliopsida; Malvales; Malvaceae
Exons: 8
Coding region: 407-1228 (273 amino acids)
Biological process (GO): proton transmembrane transport; potassium ion transport
Cellular component (GO): mitochondrial inner membrane
Source: RefSeq, a predicted model, not a curated record
AAACGGCCGCUUUUCAUUUACUAUAAGUUCACAAGCGCGCCGCCUCCUCUCUGUUUCUUUUUCUUUAAGUCUCCGUCUUCUCUUCUCUAAGCAAUCACCAUCUCAAAGUACUCGUCUCGUUUAAACGUUUCACUGAACCGAACUUGUCGGCCGCCUCUUUAUUCCUUUACAAUCAAAACCAACUUUUGUUUUCUUCUCAAUUCUUGUAAAAAGGACUUUUUUCUUAACUUUGGAAUGUACAGAUCCCUUUCUGACCAUCAACUUCAAAUACCAAUUUGAACCCACAAAGAAUCAAUACCAAAAGUAGUACUCCUCGCCAUCACCAUAAAUUAAUCUCCGUUUUUGUUAUUCCUUUAUAGUAAAGCGUACACACUUGAUAAUAGUACAACGGAAAAGUAUCCUAAUCAUGAGAGCUAAAUUGGUGGUGUUCCCAAUUAAAGGGAAAAACUGGUGCUUUAGCAGAUCCAUUGACCCGGCUCCAUCAGAAUUCUCCUCUGCUAACACACCUUCCACUGUUAAAGAGCUUUACAAGAAGAUUUCAUCCAAUUCCAAGCCCCUCAGUGCCAAUGCUGAGCUUCUUAUCGAUUUCGUUUCCAACAAGAUGAAUAAGUCUUUGAUGGGAUUGGAAAAGGCGCCUGAAGGCAGUUUCAAAAACAAGCUACAUGGGCUGGGGUUGCGGCUUUUAGCUCGUGUUACACCAUCUGAGAUUUUGCUGAAAUCUAUAACCAAGGAGGUUACUAAUGUUCAGAUUACAUACCCCACCAGUUUAAAUGCAUUGCUUGUGCGGCGAAGAUUACGACAAAUAGCCUUGAGGGGUACUGUUAUACACAGAAAAUACUUUUAUGGUUCGGUUUCAUUGCUUCCACUGACUACUGCAUUUACUGUUCUGCCUCUGCCUAACAUCCCAUUCUUUUGGGUCUUGUUUCGCACUUAUUCGCAUUGGCAAGCUCUCCAGGGAAGUGAGAAGCUCCUUCAGCUAGUCUCAGAUCACUCCCAAGAUCAAAACUCAAUUGUUUCAAAUGGGAAGGAACCUGAGCAUAAAGACUCGGAAUGUGGAACUAAGAAUUUACCAAAUUUCAAAUGGGUGUUGGAACCAUCAAAUGAGUUGGAGGACCUUAUUAACCGGGGACAUGAAGAUGGUUAUCUUAGUGAACAAGUUAUCUCAGAUAUAUGCAAUUGUUUUAGUUUGAACAAGAACGAUGUUUUGAAGUGCAGAGAUUUGGUGUAAUCGACAUUUUUUUCCUGUCGUCUAUAGAGGCUGUGACAACAAUAUGAUGAAGAUAUACAUGCACUUACUGUUGUACAUAGCGUUAAUUCCUUUAUGUUUUACGGAUUAUUUUUUCGGAGAUAGGAAGGAUAUAAAUAAGGAUCUAGCAUGUUACUUUUGAAUACCGAGGAAGAUGAUUCAGAAAU